Messenger RNA from Plasmodium knowlesi strain H, 1605 nucleotides. Its product is annotated as ribosomal RNA methyltransferase, putative. Lineage: Eukaryota; Apicomplexa; Aconoidasida; Haemosporida; Plasmodiidae. Gene Ontology annotation, cellular component: cytoplasm. Gene Ontology annotation, molecular function: tRNA methyltransferase activity. Gene Ontology annotation, biological process: tRNA methylation; cytoplasmic translation. The transcript has a single exon. The record is from RefSeq and is a predicted model, not a curated record. The coding region runs from base 1 to 1605 and encodes 534 amino acids.
AUGGGUAAGCUGAGCAAAGAUAGGAGAGACAUCUACUACCGCAAGGCCAAGGAGAAUGGGUACCGAGCGAGGAGCUCCUUCAAGCUAAUCCAGAUAAACGAAAAGUUCGGAAUCUUCAAAUUAUUUGACCCCAAGAACUGUGGUGAAAGGGAUGUAGAGAAAAUAAGAAACAUAUACAAUGAGAACUUCUGCUACAAUAUAGUUGACCUAUGCGCAGCCCCGGGUAGUUGGUCCCAGGUGUUGAAGAAUAUCUGCCUGUACAACUACUACCAGAUGCUCCACUGGGUAAACACUAACGAAGGAACUCUAUCGAAUUGUGAUGAACAUGAAAAUUUUUUAAACAACUUUUCUCUCUACAUCAAUUUUAACGAUGAGUUGGAGAAAAGGAUAGAAGACCUGUCCAAAAAGGAGUUUGUGAAAAAGCCAAAAAUUAUAGCUGUAGAUUUACAAGAAAUAGGAAAUAUGAAAUAUGUGCAGAUUAUACAAGGGGAUAUAACCAAAGCGUCCACUGUGCAGGAAAUAUUAAGGUGCAUGAAGGAGGGGGGAGCAGGAAACGGCAUUCACGAUGAUAACUGUGAGGAUGACAACCUUGAGGGAAGUGCCAAAAAUAAGUGGACUGAUCAGGAAGAUGGACAGAAAGCAGAAAGGAAAAACGUUCCGACUUACGCACACGCUGUUGUGAGCGACGGAGCUCCAGACAUAACCGGCAUGAAUGACAUAGACGAAUUUAUUCAGUCUCAACUCAUUUUAUCCAGUUUAAAAGUAUGCUGCUCUGUUUUAAAAAUCGGAGGGAAUUUUAUAAGUAAAAUAUUUAGAGGUGAACACACUGGUUUGCUAAUUCUACAUUUGAAUAAAUUCUUUGAGAGGGUUUACGUGUGUAAACCACAAAGCAGUCGGAAUAAAAGUUUGGAGUCUUUCCUAGUUUGUUUGAACUUCUCUUUGCCGCUUUCCAAGAUUACAGCGCUGAGCCAUCAUACAGGGGGGAAGGAGUUUAAUCUUCAGAAUAUGCCUGAAGAAGAACUUCGAAAAAUGCAUGCAAAGUUAAUUACCGAGAAGGACAAUGAGGGAGAAAUUCAUAGAACGGGAAAAUCUCUCGACAUGGAGGAAAAAACAGAUGAUACGAGUGAAGAAGAUAGCCAAGUUGAAACAGACGUAAACAAAGAAGGUGAUGGAAAAGGUGAAAACGAGAUUGCACACAUAAAUCAAUGCGCAACUGAUAAUGCUAAGGCGGGUAACAUAUUAAAAGGGGAGGAACUUAACGAGUGUGACCCAGAACGUGGUGAUACACUGAUAGGGGAAAAAUUUCGAAGUAAAAACUUUACGCACAAAAAUGUGGACAUAUUUAAUUUUUACUGCUCUGAUAGCGAUGAAGAGAUAAAGUAUUUCAAUUCAGACGAUGAAGAAAUUGUAAAUGAGUACAUUGCAUCGGAAGUUUUUAUGAAUGACAAACUGUUUUCCUUUGUCGCCACAGAGAAUUAUUACGACUCGGAUAAAUCCUACUUGCUCCCGCAGAAUUACGUUCGACAUGAGCCCCAACUUAUGCCACUCCAACCUCCCUAUUUGUUGUCAUUACAGAAGAAAAGGCAAGAGGGGAAGAAGCCAUAA